Electrophorus electricus (electric eel) is the source of this 1732-nucleotide messenger RNA. RefSeq names its product protein C19orf12 homolog. Lineage: Eukaryota; Metazoa; Chordata; Actinopteri; Gymnotiformes; Gymnotidae. The record is from RefSeq and is a predicted model, not a curated record.
CGUAGAUCUGCGUCACUUCCGCUCCAGUUCAGGGGUCCACGUUCUAAGAUACAGCGGCUCAGAACUUUAUGAAGCGAAACGUAUCCGCUUUGUUCAGUGCGAGGGGAAAGAUGAAGCGGAAUGUCCUACCUUUACCCUUCACCUAAACGAUGUGCAUUACAGACUACCACUACGUUCUGAAUUAAUAUUAUGUUCUGACGGUGCAACUGUCCUAUCUCGCAUACCACAGACGGCAGGAGACCCUAUUUACGAACACUCAGGUUCCUUUAGAGACAAUACGACAUGCAGACGUUUCAGAGAACAUUCAAAACAUCACACUUUAGAUCAAAUGUAUUUUUAAUAAUCCUAAUAGUACUAGAAACACCAUGCUUCAAGUCUCAUGCAAUACAAGCAUCGAGACUCUUCUGUCCUGGCCAGAGGACUGAACUUCCGCUGGCUGUUUGGAAACCAGAGUACCUUGAGGUAUUCAAACGCAGGCUAAAGACGUGUAAUAUUUCUGUAAUAUUUGUGUAAUAUUUAAGUGACCAUUGAUCCUGCACCUAUGAAAUUUCAUACCACUGUUGAGGAACUGACUAAAAAUCUUUGUGUAUAAUACUGUGUAUGCUUAUCGUAUUUUGUUAACCUAUAUAUAAAAUCUUGCUUGUGUUAUCUUGUUCAUCUGGUGUCUGAUUUCCCUCUACUGAUUUAUAAUGUGAACCUUCUGAGGCAGUUGUCUGGAAGGUAAAACUACAAUUCCCAUCCUGUGAUGAUUAAUAAAAUGGGACAGAAACAUAACACAGAUUACCGGGGAUAGAAAGCCCAUCAAGCACUGCGGUUCUAACGAAAGCGAAGCAGAAAGCAUUGCCAACGGCUCCUAUUGGACUGACAGCGAGGCUUCUGUUGUGACCUACUUCCUCACAGCCACGAUGGACAAGCGCGUAGAUGACGUUAUGAGGUUGUGCUGUGAGGUGUCGGCCAACCGGCAGAUGAAGGCGGCGGUGAAGAACUCUGGGAAAGGCGCAGCCGUUGCUGGAGGAGGUGCAUUUGUAGGGGGUCUUCUGGCAGGCCCACCUGGGAUAGCUCUAGGUGGUGCUCUCGGGGGUCUCCUGGGGUGCUGGAUGACCAGUGGCCAGUUUAAACCCGUCCCUCAGAUCAUAGUGGAGUUGCCACCUCAGCAGCGGGACAAGCUGUUCUCUGAGGUCAUGGCAGUGUUGGGGACGCUGGACUGGAUGGACGUCGCUCAGCUUGUCAUGCUGGUGACCGCCAAUGCGAGUCUCCAGCAGAAGGUCGCCGCUGCUGUCCUCAGCUACGUCACCAAGGAGCUGCGAGCUGAGGUGCAGUAUGGGGACUGAUCACAAGAGGGAGACUGGGAACUGCCUAAAUGAGGUUCUUUUAAAUCUAAAAGCUAAUUUGAGCUCUGUGCCUUACCGGUUUGUUUUAUAAGAUGCUUAACUGGGUGUUUUAGAGUCACAUGUAAAGAUGAAGAGUGCGUGCCACUGUUUGAUCUAAAAAUGGGUGUUUUUCUACACCCCUCAAAAGGUUAUAUAUAUUUUUUGAACGUGACUGGUACUCAUACACCAACGGUAAAUUUUAUUUAUUUACACAGAAGCAUUUUAAAUUUUUGUUUCAGACGAAUUGUGUUGUUUUGUGCUCAGGUAUGGUGUUUUAUAUUAUAAGAAUAGCAAAAAAGAUUUAUGGGAAAUUAUAAUACUUGAAUUUAUGAAAUAAAAAAUGUAAUCAUUAUAUUAUCAAA